Messenger RNA from Punica granatum (pomegranate), 2211 nucleotides. The record is from RefSeq and is a predicted model, not a curated record. Lineage: Eukaryota; Viridiplantae; Streptophyta; Magnoliopsida; Myrtales; Lythraceae.
UCAGCUCAGCAGCAGCUUCCCCUUCCCUCACUCGCACACGAAACCUUAGCCACUACAUUUCUCGGUCAUCGAAUCCCCCCUCUACUGACUCGGACGCUCGCUGUCAUCAAUUUCCCCUUCCCUUUCCUCUUGCUUAUCAUUUUCAUCUUAUUCUUUUGUUUUAAGAUAGAUCCAAAAAAUGCCCAUAAUCAAAAUCCCUUCUUUUUUUUUUUUUUUGGGUUUAGAUUAUUAGAAGAUGGAAAUCUGCGUAUCGAGUCAUCUGGGGGGUGUUGAAAUCGGGCUGAGUUCAUCCUCUCCUUGUAAUUUCUGCAAUUAUUAAAUUAUUUUUUAAAGAUUAAUAAAUGUGAAAAAAGAGAGUUCUUUUUACGAUAAAGUGGAAAAAGGGGUCUGCUUUAAAAGGCCGUACUUUGUUCCUUUUGCUCUUUCUGGGAAUUUUACUCGAGAGGGUUUUGUGGGUUUUGGGAUAGACAGACGGAGAGAGAGAGAGAGAGAGAGAGAAGGGACCAAAAGAGAGAAAGAGGAGACUUUUUUUUCAUCUAAAGGUUUUCUUCAUCUCGGGUCUGCCUAAAAAGUCUGCUUUUCAGAGCGUUGUUAGGACACUGAUAAGGCCUUCGCUUUCUGGUGAUGGGAUACGGGUUUUGGUGUUGAAAGUUUUGCAGUAGCAGAGACGAGGAGGAAGAAAUGAGCCCCCAGAAUAUGAUUCCGGGCAUCAAGCUCUUCGGGAGGAAGAUUCCGGUGCCUGAGGGUCAGAUUCCGGCGAAGCCCGACGCCGGUUUCCAGAUUCCGACCGAGUCCCAAGUCACGGAAGCUCGUGGCGCGAAUUCAAAUAUAGAGGCUGUCCAAUUUGGAAAAUCAGCUGAUGUGGAAUCUGGGCAGGAAGACAUGGCUCAAGUGAGUCCCGACAAUGAGGAAGACAAGACAGAGACAACUCAGCAUGAGGAAGAGAAAACAUUCAAGAAGCCAGACAAGAUCCUCCCCUGUCCCAGAUGCAACAGUUUCGACACGAAAUUCUGUUACUUCAACAACUACAACGUUAAUCAACCGAGGCACUUCUGCAAGAACUGUCAAAGGUAUUGGACUGCAGGCGGGACGAUGAGGAAUGUCCCCGUGGGUGCAGGCCGGAGGAAAAACAAGCAGUUUGCUUCUUCUCAGUAUCGUCAGGCUGUUUUGUCCGUCAAUGGUAUGGCAGCGCCGACUUCCGGAUUAGAAACUCCCAACUCAGCCAAUCCUCGUUUCCUUCCACCUGGUGAAUUUGCUUCUCCUUUAACUCCUCCAGAAGUAAGAGGGUCAGCAGUCUUAAAAUUUGGGCCCGAGGGGACUCUCUCUGAGUCAAUGGACAGUGUGCUAAAUCUCAGGGAUCGCUGUAGAUCUGGUGAGAGGGGUCCUGUUAGUUUCUCCGAAAGUAGAGAGGAACCCUCUUCUGCAAGUGAACUGGAGAGUAACUCAUCGGGAUCUUGUGAUAGUAAUCACAACCCACCUCAGCAGAUCCCUGCUCUCUUCUUCCCUUAUCACUCGAGUUGGCAGAAUUUAGCUACUCCCCUUGGAGCAUAUCCAAGUCAUUUCUCAUCAAAGCAGGUCUAUGAUAGGAAUUCUGUUCAGUGGGGGUCUCCUCCAAUGGUGGCGAUUCCCAGUGUUUGCGCCCAGCCGACCAUUCCCUUGCAAAUAGUACCCACCUCAUACCUGGGAUAUGUUCCAUUUGCUGUUCUGAAUGGUUGUUUGUCCCCAUCUUCUUCGACUGUCACCAAUGGUGGUUGCUCAGGCAGUGGCUCACCAUCACUUGGCAAGCACUUGAGAGAUGGAGAUGUCGAGAGGUCAGAGAGUGACGUUUUGGUUCCAAAAACGCUGAGGAUCGAUGACCCCAACGAAGCUUCCAGGAGUCCCAUAUGGGCCACAUUUGGUAUCAAGCCUUACGAGAAGGUUUCUUCUUCGAUGGUAAAUGGCAAAGUAGAGUGCCAGGGAAACAACUCGGAGGACGCCGCUGACAUAAUGGAAGCGAACCCUGCUGCUCUUUCUCGCUCUCAUACUUUCCAGGAGAGCACAUAAAUGGAUCUUCUUCGUUUAAGUUCGCCCGCUUUGCUUGAGGUUUUUCUUUUGUAAAUAGAGAAAGGAUAGGGAUCUAGUUCGGCGGAUUAUUGAACUUCUUGUUGUGUGAUUCAUUUCAGUUUAGAUGAAUGAAAGCGACUCGAUGCUGCCCAAUUUUUUUUAACAUUC